CAAUCAAUGGUUAAAACUAGACUUGUUUAACAUAUAGUAGUACUACCAUUUUACAAGCCAAGACUCUGUUUUAAAGCAACUCCAUGGAAUUGCAUAAAACCAUUGCUCUGUUUCUUCUCCUCUCUUAUUAUUCAAUUACCAUAGUCAAAAGCACAGAUAUUUGCUUUACCUCUGCAUGUCGCAGGGACGAACCUUUGAUUCGUUUCCCUUUUCGUCUACAGAAAAUCCAAUCCCAAAAUUGUGGCUAUUCAGGUUUCAACUUACACUGUGAUGCAACAAACCAAACAAUUCUUAAGUUACCAAAUUCAUCAGGAGAAUUCACUGUUCAUGCUAUAGAUUAUUCUACACAAGAAUUAUGGCUUAACGACCCAAAAGAUUGCUUACCUCAGCUUCUUCUUAAACUUAACCUUUCUUCUUCUCCAUUUUCUGGGGUUUAUUAUCAAGAUUUUACAUUGUUCAAUUGCUCGUUUUCUUAUACAACGACCAAGCUAAAUCCAAUAGCUUGUUUAAGUGGUUUAAAUUAUACGGUGUAUGCUACAUCUUCUAUGAGAGGAGCUAGAUUGUUGUCAACACCAUCAUGUAAUUUGAUUGGAACUAUUGCUGUUCCAGUUCUGUGGCCGUUUUUUGAACAGGUUUUGUCGUCAGAUCUUAGUGAUGAUAUCAGGCUGUCUUGGGCUAAUCCAGAUUGUAGAAAGUGCGAGUCUAAGGGUGGACGAUGUGGUUUAAGGAAAACCAAUUUUAGUCAGGAGAUCGUUUGUGAAAAUGUUCGCCGACGCGGGCUUCCUAAAGGCGCGCGCUACGCUAUAACAGUGGGAGCUGGGGUGCCGGCAAUGUUAUUCGUAAUUGGGCUUCUAUGUUUCAUAUGUGGAAGGAUAAGGUCUUGCAGGAGGAGAGGUAGAGCCCAACCAAUACUAGAAUUCAGUUCUACUGUGGCACCACAGCCCAUUGUAUUUAUGGGCCUAGAUGGGCCCACAAUAGAAUCCUAUCCCAAAACUAUCUUGGGAGAGAGCCGACGUUUGCCCAAGCCCGAUGAUAAUAUCUGCCCAAUUUGCUUGGCUGAGUAUGAGCCCAAGGAAACCUUAAGGACAAUUCCUGAAUGCCAACACUGUUUUCAUGCAGAAUGCAUAGAUGAAUGGCUUCGGUUAAAUGCUUCUUGUCCAGUUUGCCGCAACUCCCCUAAGCCCAAGCCAUUAUCCCUUACUGAGGUUCCCUAAUUAUGUCUCAUUAAGUGUAAACUUCAUCUUUUGAUUUAUGAUAUGACUACACGAGAUGAGCCUUAGUUUAGUGAAUUAAAGUCGGCCUCGUGUAAUGGGAAUCCCGGUUGUUGCGCACUAUGUAUGUAUAAUGAGGUGCUCACUACUGGUUGUUUGCUUUUAUUGUUGAGAAAUAGAUGUUUGGAAUUCAUACUCAA
This is a messenger RNA of Nicotiana attenuata, 1411 nucleotides long. RefSeq names its product putative RING-H2 finger protein ATL21A. The coding region runs from base 84 to 1214 and encodes 376 amino acids. The transcript is spliced from 2 exons. Lineage: Eukaryota; Viridiplantae; Streptophyta; Magnoliopsida; Solanales; Solanaceae. Gene Ontology annotation, molecular function: polysaccharide binding. The record is from RefSeq and is a predicted model, not a curated record.